This is a messenger RNA of Dipodomys ordii (Ord's kangaroo rat), 5306 nucleotides long. RefSeq names its product guanine nucleotide binding protein (G protein), alpha activating activity polypeptide O (gene Gnao1). The transcript has 8 exons. Lineage: Eukaryota; Metazoa; Chordata; Mammalia; Rodentia; Heteromyidae. Bases 723 to 1787 code for a protein of 354 amino acids. Gene Ontology annotation, molecular function: GTPase activity; G-protein beta/gamma-subunit complex binding; mu-type opioid receptor binding. Gene Ontology annotation, cellular component: heterotrimeric G-protein complex. The record is from RefSeq and is a predicted model, not a curated record. Gene Ontology annotation, biological process: adenylate cyclase-modulating G protein-coupled receptor signaling pathway; G protein-coupled dopamine receptor signaling pathway.
CUCCAGUAGGCUCCGCCGAGCGAUGCGAGCUCUGGGAGACCACAACGCCGCCUCCCGCUAGAGACCUGCCCCCCCAGCCCGGCCCCCCGGCCCGGCCCCCUGCCCAGCCCUGCCUUGCGCGCGGGGGUCGGCGAAGGCGCCGCGGACGCACCGACGGCGGAGGACCCGCGAUGCACACGCACUAGCAGCACCCCCUAACUCACUCCCUCCACACCCCGCGCCGCCGCCGCCGCCGCCUCCGCCUCCGCCGCCUCCGCCUCCGCCUCCUCCGCCUCCGGCAGCCGCGGCAGAAGGACCCACCCUGCCCCCCACCCCACCCUGCCCUCCGCCGGCUCCGGCUGCGGAUCUAGCCUUCGACUCCUAUUUUAUUUAUUUUGGGUCGUGCACCAGCCUCAGUGCCUGCAGCCCCGCGCCUCCCUGGGCCCGCGGGCGCCUCCUCCCUCGACUCCGGAGCCCCUGACCCCGGCCACUCUCGCCUCGACAUCCCCAGACCCCCCCCCCCCGCCAGCUGCCGCCAGUCUCCCCUGCUGGAAUCUUGUGAACGGCUGUCUUUUUUGGGGGGUUCUGGUCUUUCGACGUUUUUGUUCCCAGCCAAGGAGAGGAUAUCGUGAUUUUUUUCCCCCUUUGAGCCCAGGCUCUGCUCUCUGGGGGGGUGGGGGGCGCGCCAAGCCGGGGAGCCGUGCCAGCCGAGUAGUGCGGGCUGUGGCAAGGAAGGGGCCACCAUGGGAUGUACUCUGAGCGCUGAGGAGAGAGCCGCCCUCGAGCGGAGCAAGGCGAUUGAGAAAAACCUCAAAGAAGAUGGCAUCAGCGCCGCCAAAGACGUGAAAUUACUCCUGCUGGGGGCUGGAGAAUCAGGAAAAAGCACCAUUGUGAAGCAGAUGAAGAUCAUCCAUGAAGAUGGCUUCUCUGGAGAAGACGUGAAGCAGUACAAGCCUGUUGUCUACAGCAACACCAUCCAGUCUCUGGCAGCCAUUGUCCGGGCUAUGGACACUUUGGGCGUGGAAUAUGGUGACAAGGAGAGAAAGGCCGACUCCAAGAUGGUUUGUGACGUGGUGAGUCGCAUGGAAGACACUGAGCCCUUCUCCACAGAGCUGCUUUCUGCCAUGAUGAGACUCUGGGGUGACUCAGGGAUCCAGGAGUGCUUCAACCGGUCUCGGGAGUAUCAGCUCAACGAUUCUGCCAAAUACUACCUGGACAGCCUGGAUCGGAUUGGGGCUGCCGACUACCAGCCCACCGAGCAGGACAUCCUCCGAACCAGGGUCAAAACCACCGGCAUCGUAGAAACGCACUUCACAUUCAAGAACCUCCACUUCAGGCUGUUCGACGUGGGGGGCCAGCGAUCUGAACGCAAGAAGUGGAUCCACUGCUUUGAGGACGUCACGGCCAUCAUCUUCUGUGUCGCGCUCAGCGGCUAUGACCAGGUGCUCCAUGAAGAUGAAACCACGAACCGUAUGCAUGAAUCCCUGAAGCUUUUCGACAGCAUCUGCAACAACAAGUGGUUCACAGACACGUCCAUCAUCCUGUUCCUCAACAAGAAGGACAUAUUUGAAGAGAAGAUCAAAAAGUCCCCACUAACCAUCUGCUUUCCUGAGUACACAGGCCCCAGUGCCUUCACAGAAGCUGUGGCUUACAUCCAGGCACAGUAUGAGAGCAAGAACAAGUCAGCCCACAAGGAGAUCUAUACUCACGUCACCUGUGCCACGGACACCAACAACAUCGAGUUUGUCUUUGACGCUGUGACGGACGUCAUCAUCGCCAAAAACCUGCGGGGCUGUGGACUCUACUGAGCUCCAGCCCCCGACCCAGUUGCCCAUACCCUGCCCAGCCCGCCACCCACUCCUGCCCUGGAACCAGAACUCUGCCACCUCUCAAACCACUCUGUGCACUGUGGAAGAAGAACCUAGAGCUGGCCCUGGGGGUGGGGGGAGCAUCUUUCAUGCACCCCUACCUCUCUGCCUCCAAUAGCAGGCAGUGGUAACAAGCCGGGCAGGGUGCUGAACACCACACACAAGGCAGGAGACCACCCCACCCCACCCAGUGUCACGCCUCUAAGUGCUAUAUUUGGGGUGGGAGUGCUGGGGGGUGGGAGUGGACACAGCCGCCGUCUGGCACAGAAUGGAUGUGUUCUGCUCUCCUUGACUUGACUCGUACUCAAAGUCCUGGGGUCUCCUUCUGUCACUUGGGGUGCUGGCAGGGUGGAGCAGUAGAAGCCAUCCCUCAGCCUUGCCUGGGGUUUCUCUAACCAAGAGCAGUUCCGUCGCCAUCAGCCAGGACCAAAGCAGGCCAGCUUUGUGGGGUGAGAAGGUUCAGGCCUUGGCAAGGACCUCCCUCCUUACCGUGGUCUGCGCCUCCUUUCUCUAAUCAUCGCUUUUGUCCAUUGGUGUCCUUAGAAAUCCUAGCCUUGACUCCCGCUAGGCCUGGAAAUGCUCUUGAGACUGGCUGACAUCCAAGUGGAUGGUUGGAGACUCAAGGCCGCACGCACAGAAGUUGGGGUGGGAGGGAGCCAAGGGUGGCAGUGGUCCCAUUGCCUGUUCUGGAGCACCCCAUCCCUGCAGGUCCAUUCCACGUGCCACACUAACCCCAGCUCUGCUGCUCCCCGCAAGAGGGGAUAGUGGGUGUGCUUUUCUUCAAGAUCCUGCAAGCCCAGCUCAAGCCAGCUGGGGGCAGUAGAGGUUUGGGGACUGGGGUGCUUGUACGUGGAGGCCCAGGGGAGGUGUGGAGCAGGUCCUCCACCUGUAGCCCAUUUCUCUUUGGUCUCAAUCAAAAAGUCCUUGGGGUCCUCCCAGCCACCAGGGCAGAGGAGGGUCGGUAGAAGGGCCAGUGCCCUGGGUGUGAGCUGUGAGGCCUGGCUACACAGGGAUGGCACUGCCAGCCCUGGGAGGGACUUUACUGAAGAGGUCUAAGCAGAAAAGGGUGGAUUGGUAUUUGGUGCCCCUGGACCUGGCUGGCCUUGGGCUCCCUCACACUCCCAGGUGCCUCUGAUUGGCUGGUGCCACAGCAGACAGCCCGCGAUGGCCUGUAGAUCCUGUGGCAGGCUGUGUCUGGGAAUGCAGGUGCGCUACGGGAGGGGAGAGCUGCCUCCUCAAGCCCUGUGUUCUCCUGGGUCAGUCCCAGGCGAGGCCCCUCGGCUCCCCUGUGCAGCUUCUGGCCUGCCCAGUCACAGGAAGAUUCCUAUGCCAACAGCUCUCCCUUGGUUCUAAUAGGUGCAGAGCUCUGGUGGUGCUGGAAGACCCAGGGACCCUCCCUAGUGCCAAAUUUCCACGGGGAACCUUCCCUGGUGCCUGUGGGCUUGGCCCCUGCUCUGGCUGCCUUGGCUACUGCCCAAGUCCACUUCUGGUUUAUUCGCCUCCAUCAUUUUCUUACCAUGUACCAGGUGCUGGGAUGUGGCAGAGGACAGGUCUUUGGAGCCAACAGCCUGAAUGUCCUGCUGUGGGCAGCUAAGGCCAGUUAACAUCAAAGACGUGGCAUUUAUUUCCCACAGUUACCACUCUGCAGUGUGGCCACUUGUGUCCCCAACCCUGCCCCAGACUAUGGCCAGAUUCUAAAUCACUUGGCAAGAGGUGGGUGUUGGCCAUCUUAUCUCUAAUGCCAUUGCCCAAAAGGCAGAAAAUCACUGUCCCUGUCACCCCAGGGCGCCCCAUCCCCAUUCCUCCAAUGCUCACAGGCAGCAGAGCAGCCAGAGCCCCAGGCCUUUCCCAUCUGCACAGCUGGGGUGGGGACUAGGGGCUUUGCACCUUCCCAUCCUCCCAUCUCCCCCACGCUCUCUCCUCUGCAGGGCUCUGGCCUGUUGGAUAUUGUACACUGGUCUCAGCCUGCCCAGGCUGUCUGAUGUGAGUCUCGAGGAAAGGGGGUUCUGGGUGUCACCAGCAGCUCUACAAUAGGGGAACAUCUGAAUUUUGGCCCCGUCGUGACUAUGGGUGAGGGGAAGUGUGGUGAGUGGCCGGACAAGGGUGGACCCCCCAAGGGGCCAUGCCAUCCACUCUGAAUAGUUGCUAAUUUAGUGGGCCAGGGAGACCUGGUUUCUAGGACAUGUGGCUUCACUUCUGUCCCCAGUGCCUUCCUGCCGAGGCCUCACAGUGGUCCCCGAGGUUGUCUGGCCUGACUGGUGAACUAAGGGUUCGGAGGAAGGGCUCUGUGUGCAGUCUGCCCAGCCUGGCCUUCUCCUGCACCCAUCACCUCUGCCUGCCAGUUCCCUGCCCCCAGCCCAGCCACACCCCCCACUGGUGGGAACCUGGGGCACCCUGGCCUGCAUGGACUGCACUGGGCAGCACAGGGUCCCCAGCCUUGCCAUCUGCGGAGAGGUCUUGCAGUGGGAAACGAACCCACCUGCUGCUGCCAUCAGCCCACCUCAGGCUCUAGACAUUCUCCCUCACCCCUGCCUGAGCCUGCCUGACGCCCUCUUCCUACUCCAUAUCACACCCAGAGCGUGACUGAAGGAGCUCAAACCCUUCCUCUCAGAUCCUACCCCCCUGAAAAGCCGGGGGCACUGAGCCUCUUCCAGGGGCGUCUGCUGAGUCCUGAGCCUCCUGUGCCUCCAAGCAUCUAAAGACCUGAGGUGCCAUGGCCGCCAGCGAUUCAGUCUGUAUGUCAAAGCCGAGCACCCCCUAGACAGCUCCCCCUCCGCUAAAUAAACUUCUUGCUUAUUCACCUCCAUCAUUUUCUUACUUUGUGCCAGAUGACAGGUUCUCAGGCUUCAAAGUAGGGGGCCAGCAGCCUUGGGAAUGGGACAAGGGAAUGGGGUCUUAGUAGGGCUGCUAGGCCCACAUCCUUCAGUGGGGAGAAUACUGAACCCACCUUGCCCAGACCAGUCCACCCUAGACAGAUGAUGUUCCCUGACCAAACAGAAAAUGAGGCAGGUUGAGCCAAAAGCAGGAAGCAUGGCCUCCAGUCCAAAGUCCUAAGCUCCCAUCAGAGAGAGGCUCCCCAGGCCCAGUGCACAAAGACCACCAGUGUAAACCUGAGCCCUGCCCAGCGUCUCCCGGGCGCUGCUCCCGCAGCCUCCACCACCACCAGCCCCCGCCUUCCUUCACUGCCCCAUCUGCCCUGCAGCUCGCGCAGUGGAGCCUCACUCCUGGCCUCUGCCCUGUCCAUCCAGUCUGCGCCUCCUUUCCCCCAAGCCCAGUCCCCUGCAGCCCAUGUGCUCUGUCCUAUCCCAGAAGAAGACCAGACUCCCCACACCCUCCUUAGCAGAGCCUUUCCAGGGGCACUGGUCCCACCUCCUGACCCGCCGCCCCCACCCCUUAUUAACUGUAAUUUUGUAAGAAGAGUGACUCGUUGGUUUAAUAAAUUGCUAGUUAUUGUAAUAA